UUCAUCAGAUCCUUUGCUGCUUCUUCUGUCCUCCUUUUCAUGUGUGUCUCCUUGUGUUUCUUCACUUUACCUUUUUUCUCUCCUUUUUGUUGAUACACAGGUCCUCCUCUUCCUCUUCUUCAUCUUCAUCAUCUUUUUUCUUCACCCCUUUCAUUAUUUUCUGUGUACCUUCUAUGGCGGUUUUACCAAGUAGCUCCUCAAACUUGGAAUUGACCAUAUCUGUCCCUGGCUUUGCUUCUUCACCAGUCCUUCUUCCCUUAUCAUCUGUGAAAGAAUUGGACAUAAACCAAGUACCUCUAGAAGAAGAUUGGAUGGCAUCAAACAUGGAAGAUGAAGAAGAAGGCAGCAAUGGAGACCCUCCUCGCAAGAAACUCCGUCUCACAAAGGAACAAUCUCGUCUCCUUGAAGAAAGCUUUAGACAAAACCACACUUUGAACCCAAAGCAGAAAGAGUCUUUGGCAAUGCAACUGAAGCUGCGACCGAGGCAAGUGGAGGUGUGGUUUCAGAAUCGUAGGGCCAGGAGCAAGCUGAAGCAGACGGAGAUGGAGUGCGAGUACCUGAAGAGGUGGUUUGGUUCCCUCACAGAGCAGAACCGGAGGCUGCAGAGGGAAGUGGAAGAGCUACGAGCCAUGAAGGUGGGCCCACCCACCGUGAUCUCCCCUCACUCCUGCGAGCCGCUCCCUGCCUCCACACUUUCCAUGUGUCCCCGCUGCGAGCGUGUCACCUCCACCGCCGACAAACCGCCCUCCGCCGCCGCCGCCGCCGCCGCCGCCACUUUGUCCCCUAAAGUGCCGCCAACGCAAUCCCGUCAACCCUCCGCUGCCUGUUGACCCUAUAAUAUAGUCUCCUACUCCUGCACGCCACCGGCCUCUACUACCUCUUCAUCAUCUAAUUAAUUAAUCAGAAGCAGUGGAGAAACUAAACUAAAGUUAAUUAGAAAACUAAAAGUUAAUGUGAAUGAAGAUAUAAUGUGUUAGCAAAAAAAAAUGUUUUAUAGCUUCUUUUUUGUUUUUUUACAAAAAGGGUGUUUUUGGAGAGGGGAACUUUUGUAGUUUGUAGUAGUAGUAGUGGUACUUCUUUUCAAUCGUCAAUGCGUAUUUGAUUAUUUGCGAUUUCA
Messenger RNA from Glycine soja, 1117 nucleotides. RefSeq names its product homeobox-leucine zipper protein HOX3-like. Lineage: Eukaryota; Viridiplantae; Streptophyta; Magnoliopsida; Fabales; Fabaceae. Gene Ontology annotation, molecular function: sequence-specific DNA binding; DNA-binding transcription factor activity, RNA polymerase II-specific. The transcript is spliced from 4 exons. Gene Ontology annotation, biological process: regulation of DNA-templated transcription. The record is from RefSeq and is a predicted model, not a curated record. Bases 174 to 830 code for a protein of 218 amino acids.